AUGCGUUGGCAGGUUACGACGUUCAUACUAUGCACCUAUGGAUUCCUCAAAUCAUUUCGACCUACUGAACCAUUUCUAUAUCAAUACGAACAUGAAACCUUGAACAUAUCUGAGCAUGUGCUGAAUGCCGAGGCCGUGAUUGUCUUCGAAGCAGUUUCCUACAUUGUUGUCUGGUCUAUUCUAGUAUUUUGCAGUACCGUUUUCGCUCAACAAGUAUCGAAGGAACACUUCAGAAAAGCAACUUCACUAACUCGUGGUGCUAUCCUAUUGGGAUCGUUCUUAUCUUAUGCAAUCGCACAACUUAUUAUCCUCCUAAAAUGGGGAAAUUAUCAAACUCUGAACAUAAUAUCGCUUACAUCUGUUUCUGUUUCUCUCGUUUUCGCUAUAGCAUUACCUUCUGUACCAUGGAAAUCCGCCUACGAAAAGAAAAUGUCAUUGAAAGACAUUACGAAACCCCCGGACGAUAAGCUGUUCUACAAAGACUACGUGAAAUUCCAUUUCAAGACUUUCAUAGCGGACCUAAAGGAUAUCUAUGGGAACUCAAUAAUGUUGAAGUGGUCGCUUUGGUGGGCACUGGCUACGUGUGGAUACUUACAGAUAGGUAAUUACACCCAGACACUUUGGGGAACCUUGAUUCCACCGAAUGCGUCGGACAUAUACAAUGGACUCACGGAGGCUUUGUGUCCAUUGAUCUGUCGCAAUCAUAAUCUGACCACCAGCACUUGUUUACAGUUUGUUUGUCGUUUCCAAAAUGCUAGGGACUCGAUUGCAGCACUGCCGGCUGUGCUUCUUGUGCAACAUCUCCGGGUGGAUUGGAGCCGGUGGGGUGAACUGUGUCUGGCGGUCUGUUCCUCACUGAAUGGACUCCUCCUACUGCUCCUUUCUCAAACGAACAACCUUUUUGUGAUGUACGGUGGCUACAUCGGUUACAGAUUAAUCUACGAAUCGAUGAUCACGAUUACACAAUUCAACUUGGCGGAAGGUCUUGUGACGGCUUCCUAUGGAUUGGUGUUCGGGAUGAACACCUUCAUGGCUCUGGUGAUGCAGUCGCUGCUCACGCUCGUUGUGACGUCGUCUGUUGGCUUCUCCCUGUCCAUACGACCACAGUUUGUGGUCUAUUCCGCCUAUCAUUUCGUGGUCGCUUCAAUAUUUGCUGUACCUUUGGUGCUUCGAGUUUGCCGUUUUUUUCUAAGGAGGCUAUCUCAGUGA
This is a messenger RNA of Haemonchus placei, 1209 nucleotides long. NCBI's taxonomy places the organism in Eukaryota, Metazoa, Nematoda, Chromadorea, Rhabditida, Trichostrongylidae. The record is from the annotation of a GenBank genome assembly.